Molecule: messenger RNA, 1273 nt
Organism: Lonchura striata (white-rumped munia)
Lineage: Eukaryota; Metazoa; Chordata; Aves; Passeriformes; Estrildidae
Gene: MALSU1
Product: mitochondrial assembly of ribosomal large subunit 1
Biological process (GO): negative regulation of ribosome biogenesis; negative regulation of translation
Cellular component (GO): mitochondrion
Molecular function (GO): ribosomal large subunit binding
Source: RefSeq, a predicted model, not a curated record
GCAUGUGGCGGGCGCUGGCGGCGGCCCGGCCGCUCCUGCGGCCGCUCGGGGCCGGGGGCGCCCCGCGGGCGGAGCCGCCGCUACUCCGGGCCCCGCCGCUACUCCGGGCCCCGCCGCUACUCCGGGCCCCGCCGCGUCGGGGCUGCGCGGCGACGGGAGGCGGAGGCGGGCCCGGGGCGCUGGGGGCGGCGGAGCGGUGCCAGCCGGCAGGUACUGUUCUUCCAGAGUUCAACAUUGACUUGGUUGUAGCGCUGCUGAGGCAAGAAAAUGCUAAAGACAUCUGUGUCAUCCAUCUAUCUCCAGAAUUAAAAUACUGUGAUUAUUUUAUAAUUGUGAGUGGAUUUUCAACACGGCAUCUUCAUGCAAUGGCAAAUUACAUGCUGAAAAUGUACAAGCAUCUCAAAGAAGAAGGUUGUCCUCAUACUCAGAUUGAAGGAAAACAGACAGAUGACUGGCUGUGCAUUGAUUUUGGUAGCAUAGUGGUGCAUUUCAUGCUGCCAGAGACACGAGAAGUUUAUGAACUGGAGAAGCUGUGGACUCUUGGUCCCUACGAUGACCAGUUAGCGCAGAUGACUCCACAGUCCCUGCCAAAAGACUUUAUCUUUGGACUGACUCCCAACAGCAGUGAUCAUCUCGAGACAAGAACUUAAAGCAGCUACUGUAUGGAAAGAGGAUGAGUGUGCCUGAAUCAUACAGUCUUGAGAACGGAGUAGUCAGUGCAGUUGAUCAGUACAAAAUAGUGUAUUUAUUGGACAUACCUAGGUAGAGUUCUGAGCAAGCUAAAGUGAGCAGAAUCAUAGAAUCAAUAAGACUGGAAAAAAUGCCUUAAGAAUCCAACCAUGAAAUGUCAAAGAAGGAAACCUGUUGGAGCUUCCCAGGGGAGCCAUUGGCUUAGUGGAGUUUGCAGUGAGAAGAGUGGGGCAAAGAGAGCUGCUUAAGCUGGAACUCAUGCUCAGCCUCUAGAAUAAUUGUUUUUCUAAUAUCUUUGAAAGACACGCUGUAGUGGCAGUGAAAACAGACUGGAGUGCUAUAAGGAAAAACUGAAAUAGUACAGUUGAGAUGAUGCUUCUUGUGUUAAGCCAUUUGCUUCGGGUCACAAUAAAGCAAGUCAUGGUCUGAAGGGGGGACAGAAAACAUUCUGGUGUUACUGAGAACAUAAAAGCUGAGAGCAAUAGUGGCAAAUAAAUGUGCUUUGAGUUAUCAGAACAGUAAAUCAGUUUUCCAGCCAAGGCAAACCUGGUUUUAAUAAUAAUAAAAAAAGCCCCAAACUGAA